CCAAACCCUCUUUUCUUCAUAAAACCUCAUUCUCAUAAACUCAUUAAGUUUCAGACCAAUCUUGAGUUUUAUUUCUUCGGAUUGAUUCUUUGAUAAUUAUUUUUGGAAGAUGUACGGUGUUGGUGGAUCGAGCACAACGGGUUUCGCAGAGGCUUACGCGAUGAGGAAGAUUUAUAAGGAAAAGAUGAAGAUGAAGCUUGCAGAGGUAAAAGUAGAGGAAGAGAAAAACAAUGUUGAAGAGAAGAGUAAAAGCUGGAAAACCAAGAAAUCGAAGAAGACCCUCCAGAUUAAUCCGAGGGUUUCCUCUGCAGAUAUUUAAACAUCUAUGUAGUUAUGUAUUUAUUUAUUUUAACUCUUUUAUGAUGGGUUCAUUUUGUUUUUUCUGUAAUAUAUUUUUCCCAGUUAAAUAACAUAAAAAAUGAUGGUUGUUGUAAAUCUUAUGCAUACUUCUUUUUGUGCAA
Arabidopsis lyrata subsp. lyrata is the source of this 461-nucleotide messenger RNA. RefSeq lists its product as uncharacterized. NCBI's taxonomy places the organism in Eukaryota, Viridiplantae, Streptophyta, Magnoliopsida, Brassicales, Brassicaceae. The transcript has a single exon. The record is from RefSeq and is a predicted model, not a curated record. The coding region runs from base 110 to 319 and encodes 69 amino acids.